UAGAAUUAGUUUAGUGAUUAAAUUGUUAAAUAAAAAUAUAAAUAUGGAAAAAAUUGGUCCAGGUCUUUUGUCGAAAUACAUAACAAUUGGUCUUGUUGUCAGUAGUUAUUGGAUUGUUUCGAUUGUCACGGUUUUUGUAAACAAGGCUCUGUUAUCAAGUGACAUGAUAAAUCUUGAUGCUCCAAUGUUUGUCACUUGGUUCCAAUGUAUCAUCAGUUUGUCAAUAUGUUUUACACUAAAUAGAUUAUCUAAAAUAUUUCCAAGGAUUAUAUCAUUUCCUGAUGGUAAUCCAUACACCAGAUCAAACAUCAAAAAAGUCCUGCCAUUGUCAAUAUUAUUUUCUUUGAUGAUUGGAAGUAACAGUCUUUGUUUAAAAUACGUUGAUGUUGCAUUUUAUUACAUUGGAAGAUCAUUGACAACAGUAUUCAAUGUCAUUUUUACAUAUUUAAUUCUUGGACAAAAAACAUCAAAUGGCUGUAUUAUUUGUUGUGGAGUUAUUGUUGCUGGUUUUUGGCUUGGUGUUGAUCAAGAACAUAUGUCAGGAUCUCUAUCAAUUGCUGGUACAUUUUUUGGUGUUCUUGGAUCAAUCAGUUUAUCAUUAUAUUCAAUUCAUACAAAACGUGUUCUUCCACUUAUCAAUGAUGAAAUUUGGCUACUGUCAUACUACAACAAUGCAUACAGUGUAUUUUUAUUUAUUCCAUUGAUGUUAAUUAAUGGUGAAUUAACAACAAUAUCAAAUUAUGAAAAACUUGAUGAUUUUUAUUUUUGGUUUGCAUUGACAAUUGGUGGAGUAUGUGGUUUUUCAAUUGGUUAUGUAACUGCAUUACAAAUUCAAGUAACUUCACCAUUAACACAUAAUAUUAGUGGUACAGCAAAAGCAUGUGCACAAACUGUCAUUGCAACAUAUUGGUUUAAUGAAUCAAAACAAUUUUUAUGGUGGUUUAGUAAUUUUAUUGUUCUUGCUGGAUCAGCAGUGUAUGCUAGACUUAAACAACUUGACAUUGAACGUCAUCAUAAUAGAUCCAAAAAUUUAAUUAAAUAAUUUACUUAUAAUUAAUACAUGUUUUUUUUUUUAUUUUAAAUUAUUUAAAUCUAUAAGCUAUUCCACCACCUCUGCUAUCUGAAUGACUUGUUAAGCUUUGGUGGUGUUGUACAAUUCCAUUGACACUUUUAUAAAUAUUUUUAUCAAUUGACGUGUAAAUUUCAA
This is a messenger RNA of Aphidius gifuensis, 1207 nucleotides long. RefSeq names its product GDP-fucose transporter 1 (gene nac). Gene Ontology annotation, biological process: protein O-linked glycosylation via fucose; GDP-fucose import into Golgi lumen. Bases 44 to 1042 code for a protein of 332 amino acids. Gene Ontology annotation, cellular component: Golgi apparatus. NCBI's taxonomy places the organism in Eukaryota, Metazoa, Arthropoda, Insecta, Hymenoptera, Braconidae. The record is from RefSeq and is a predicted model, not a curated record. The transcript has 4 exons. Gene Ontology annotation, molecular function: antiporter activity.